UGCCGCAGCUGCUGUGGCGCACACAGGGAGCAGAGAGGUGCGCUCUUUCUGUGGUGACUAUGUCGAGUCUGGCACGGGCUUUUUAACACUAAUCAGCGAUCACCGAGGCCGUUUCUCUUCGGCGAAAAACAAAAACGGAAUGUUGUCGGUCUCUCUCUCAGCAAGGUCGGUUUCCACAGAACACUGAAGACACCGCUCAUUUACCAUGAGCUGUUUGGAUGUUAUGUACCCAGCCUAUGGACAUUACGCACCGUACGCACCGACUGCUCCUGCUUUUAUCAAUAGCUUUCAGGCUCCCACAGGUCUGAGCAGCACUUCUCCUCACUGCCGGGAUUUUAUGGACACUCCCAGGGGUCCCGAGGGGAUGUCUGGGGGCCCAGGCAAUGGAGGAUCAACUUCCUCCUCAUCUUCAUCUAGCUCUUCCUCUUCCUCCUACACGCCUGCGGCUUCAAGGCCAGAGGAGGGCCCCAAGGAGAAGCAGGAGGCCCCUGAGGCAGAGUACCUGACAUCUCGCUGUGUCCUGUUCACCUACUACCAGGGAGACAUCAGCAGUGUGGUGGACGAACACUUCUCCAGAGCCCUCAGCUCCUACAUGGAUGGAGAGGGCAAAAGGAGGGCGCCAGACCAGCAGGGCACAGACACCCCUUCUCCUAGCAGCCGACGAAGCUUCCCCCCAUCCUUCUGGGACAGUAACUACUCCUCACCUCAAAGCCGCUCCCACUGUGAGACAGGAGCACCCUCCUAUUCCAUGGACCCAUAUGCAUCAGGGCUGCACCCAAGCCUGCCACAUCCACACGCUCAUCCUCACCCACAUGCCCAUCCUCACUCUCAUCCUCACCCUCCAGAGAGCUGGGGGUAUCCCCAGGCCCAGGCCUACGGGCCACCAAGGCCUCUCCACGAACUGUAUUCACCCUCAGCUUUGGAGCCUCACUAUGGGCCCCUGUUGAUGCCCACGGUGAGGCCACCUCAUCUCCCUACCUUGCCAAGCCACUAUGAAGUGAGCAAGCUGGAACCUGCUGCCUCCUGGCCCAGCUUGCUUCCCCCAGGAGAUGUCAGCCAGACAUUGGCGCUCAACAUGGAUGCAGGCCUCCAGCAGCACAAGAAAGGCAAGGAGCUGUACUGGUUCUAACGAGCCCUUCAGUCACAUUGACCAGCCAUUACCAGAUCCAAUUAGUCCCUGGACCUGCUCCGCUAUUGAAGCAGCGUGUCCCUUUAUCCCCCCCCCACACACACACUGCUUCCCCAUCUAUCCACCCCCUUCUCUCUGCUCCUGGCCUCCCCUGCCAGUAUACAGCCUUGCUCCAGGUCGGUGUGUGUGCACCAUGGAGAUAAAGCAGAGAGCGGGAGAGAGUAAGAGGGAGAGAGACAGAGUGUCACUGUCCAUAAUCUGUGCCAUUGCUCUCUCUUUCUCAUCUCUCUUCCUCUUCCUCUCCUGUCGCUGUCGGUGCAGCACAGACCUUGGCAAGGUGUGAGCCACAGUGACCUGUUUGGACAGAAAAAGACAGGAUCACAACAGACUUUUACAGAGGACAGAGAGAAAGAGGGAUGAAUGGAGGGACAGAGGGAUAAAUAGUGGCGAGCAGGGAUUCCCUCCAACGUGGUUAUCUCUGUCUCAUGCUCUUUGUUGGUACAGUGGUUGUCAUCAUCCACUUAUCUGCAUUUCACAAAUGCAACAUGCAGUGAUAAACAGGAGCAGCAAUUAUGGCAGUUUAUGCUUUGUGACUAUCAUUAUGAUGCCUUUUUUUGGUUGUUAUUAUAUAAUUUUGCUCUCUGAAAUAAAGUGUUUCUAUUUAUUGGUGUUUAUGUGCAUUUCUAAAAUGUUUGGUUAGGCCAGUGUUCUGCAAUUAUUGUGGUUCUGUUUAUUGUGUUUUCUAAAGACAGAGAUGAUGGGAAUGACCAUACCAUGUGCUGUUGAUGGAGUUUCUCAUCUAUCUAUGAGGGAAUCUUUUGUGGAGAUUUAAGAUCAUUUCUCAAAAACAUAUCAAAUCUUGGUUCAGUUAAACAAGAUGUUGUUUGCACUGAACAGACUCAUAGACUGCUUUCUUUCAAUUUGAUGAUGUUCCAUUUUAGUUCUUUAUUUCUCUGCCAUUCUUAGAUGUUUUGAAUGUGGAAUUUCUAAAUAUUUUUGGAAUGUUUUUUUUGUGUGUCAUUUCUCAUUUUUCUGUCCAAG
This is a messenger RNA of Toxotes jaculatrix (banded archerfish), 2170 nucleotides long. It is a transcript of the gene vgll2b, whose product is annotated as vestigial-like family member 2b. Gene Ontology annotation, cellular component: nucleus. The coding region runs from base 206 to 1129 and encodes 307 amino acids. Gene Ontology annotation, biological process: regulation of transcription by RNA polymerase II. Lineage: Eukaryota; Metazoa; Chordata; Actinopteri; Toxotidae. The transcript has 4 exons. The record is from RefSeq and is a predicted model, not a curated record.